UCUUCGUUUUUUAAAAGACUUUUAUUUGCAAACUUUCCAUACGGAUAAACCUAACACAACUUAUAACUAAAAAUGUUUCGUCGUAUUUGUGUCAGUAAUUUCGCGAAGCAGUUCCAAUGUCGUGGAUUCGCUGCUUCGAGGCUGCUGCUUAACACGGAUUACCAAAUGUAUCGCACGGCUUGCGUUCGCGAGCCAGCCCCAGAAUUUACAGGUAAGGCAGUCGUCAACGGGAGCAUCAAGGAAAUCAAUAUCAAUGACUUCAAGGGAAAGUACGUUGUUCUUCUUUUCUACCCAAUGGAUUUUACAUUUGUGUGUCCAACUGAAAUCAUUGCCUUUUCAGAGCGUCAUGCCGAAUUUGAAAAAAUCAACACACAGGUGAUCGCUGUGUCGUGUGACUCCGAAUAUUCUCAUCUUGCUUGGAUCAAUACACCACGCAAGAAUGGUGGUCUUGGCGAAAUGCGUAUUCCUCUGCUUGCUGAUAAAACCUUGGAAAUUUCUCGUGACUAUGGUGUCCUCAUUGAGGAUAUGGGUAUAUCAUUGCGUGGCCUCUUUAUUUUGGACAAAAAUCACAUACUCCGUCAUUCCACUAUCAACGAUCUUUCUGUCGGUCGCAGCGUGGACGAAGCGCUGCGGGUCGUCCAAGCUUUCCAGUACUCCGAUGAGCACGGCGAUGUGAUUCCCUGUGACUGGAAACCGGGUCGGCUCACGAUGGAUGUCUCAAAGGCAGAUGAGUACUUUAAAAAUAACAUGUAGUCUCAUUUUUGUUUCUCGUACUGUUGUUUAGAGAUUAAUAUUGUUCUUAGUAGUAGUUAUAUGUGUAUACACGUUUUUCCUUUUUAACUCUUUGACACAUAUUGCUAUUUAAGUCCAUUAAUAUUGUUUCAGAUAAAAUGCGUCGAUGAAGAAGAAA
Molecule: messenger RNA, 910 nt
Organism: Phytomonas sp. Hart1
Lineage: Eukaryota; Euglenozoa; Kinetoplastea; Trypanosomatida; Trypanosomatidae
Source: the annotation of a GenBank genome assembly